Lactuca saligna is the source of this 1527-nucleotide messenger RNA. NCBI's taxonomy places the organism in Eukaryota, Viridiplantae, Streptophyta, Magnoliopsida, Asterales, Asteraceae. The record is from the annotation of a GenBank genome assembly.
AUGGAGACAGUAGAUGACUUCGAUACCAUUGACGUGGAAUUGGAUGAGUUUUUCAAACACAAAGAAAGAAGUCGAUGCAAAGAUGAGUUCCUAAAUACUCUCACAGACGAAUCGCUUGACGAAUGCACCAUACCUGAGAUAAACCUAAAUGAUUUUGAAGAAAUGUCGGAAGAUGAAGCACCGCAGGAAAAGCAGAGUGAUAGUGAGGGUGACGAUGAAGACAAAUUUCAGUUUCAAUACUCAACCCAUGAUCUGAAGGUGAAAUGGAAUAAUAUGAAGCCAGUUCUUGGAGAGAGGUUCAAGAAAUGUGAUAGUGUAAGGCUCGUGGCUGUAUGUGCAAGUGACCCUGAGAAAUUUCAAUGUCCCUUUGUUGUAAGGGCCUCAUGGAUGAGCACUGAAAGAACAUUCCAAAUCAAAAAAAUGGUUGACCAACAUACUUGUGUUAGGAAUUUCCGUAGUGCUAAUCUUAUGGAUCCCACAUGGAUAGCCAGGCAGUUUCUGAAGGAGAUGAUUAGGAAACCAAAUCUGAAAUAUGGAAAGUUGAGUGAUCACUAUGCAAAAGUUUGGGAUUAUGGACAUGAAUUGAUGAGGUCCAAUCCAGGGAGUACAGUUCAAAUAUAUAUCACUGUAAACCCUAAUAACACUACUACUUUCCAUAGAAUGUAUACAUGUUUUAAGGCUAUCAAAGAAGGAUGGAAAGUUGGUUGUCGAAGAGUUAUAGGGCUUGAUGGGAGUUUUUUGAAAGGACAAUGUAGAGGUGAGCUGCUAACUGCCAUAGGGAGGGAUGCAAAUAACCAUGUGUAUCCCAUUGCUUGGGCAGUAGUUGAAACUGAGAACAAGCCCAACUGGCAAUGGUUCUUGGAACUAUUACAUGAUGACCUGGAAUUACAAGGAGGCUUGGAUUUGUGUGUUAUUUCUGAUCAACACAAGGUUGUAUUGCCACGUGUGGAGCACAGACAAUGUGCAAGACAUGUGUAUGCAAAUUUCAGAAAGGUCUUCAGUGGUAUAGAGUUCAAGAAUAUGUUUUGGACAGUUGCCAAGUCAACUGUUGAAGGAGACUUCAAAUUGAAUAUGGAGAAGAUCAAAGAAGUCAAUCCUGCUGCUUAUGAUCAUUUGAUGGCAAGGGAGCCUAAAUCUUGGUGCAGGGCAUUUUUUAAAGGUGGAAUGACAUGUGAGGCUGUUGAAAAUGGAAUGGCAGAGUGUUUUAAUGCCGUCAUACUUGAUGCCAGAAAGAAGCCUUUAUUGGCUAUGCUUGAGGAGAUUAGACUGACUUGGUAUGUUCAUCCUAGUGGUUUGAAUGCUUUUGAAGUGAGAAAUGGCUUCCACUCAUAUGGAGUGAACUUAGAGGGGAUGUACUGUACAUGCAGACUUAGGGAGUUAUCUAGGAUCCCUUAUGUCCAUGCACAAGCAACCAUAAUUUACACACAACAGGAUCCAGCUAGAUUCAUCAGCACAUGGUUUGGUAAGGACAAGUUCUUAAGUGCUUAUGAGUCUAACAUCCUUCCUGUUAAUGGCAGUAAUAUGUAG